AUGGAGCAAAUCGAUGUUGAUCCAUGGAUUGAUACAGGUGUCUCGGCUCAUGAAACUCUAUGCAUCCAUGCGUACUUGCCUUCAUUCGCGUUCGUCACUUCUCGAGGCACUACAUUAACGAAGACGCGAGACAAGCAUCUCGAGGAGAGACGUAUGAUUCCCGAAGAAUUCUUUAAAGUUUUCGACGAAAAAUUCUCCGGACCACUUUAUCCGACACCACCUAUUGAAAUAGAGAAUAUAUGCUCUGCGUUUUUAAAGGGAAGUAGCAGCCAACACAUGUCAACGAUUUUAGAGGGAAUUCAAAAUUUGGGUGCUGAUUUCAAGAAAAUAGAUUAUCUUGUGGCAAGCGAGACACUGCAUAAGAUCUCUGGUGCCGUAUUCAACCAAACCAGAUCGUGGAGACUAAGAGCAUAUCCGGAAAUAGUUGAUGGACACCGAGUGAUUAUUUUGUGUGACGAUGACUUUGAAGAGAUUGAGAUAACUCCUUUGAAAGAUUCUCAAUUUCUAAAGCAACGCAAGGAAUCAAUUAAUUUCGCUCAACAAAUGUGUUCUCGCUACGAGAAUCGCAAAACAAAUCACUUUUUACACGCAAGUAAAAUGGUUUCAUCAUCGCUAACUUAUCGAGGUUGCUCUGUAAAAAUGGUAGUAGUGGGAGAAGUGGAUAUGGUGACCGAUAAGCAAGCUUUCAACGCAGCGGUGCUGACGGGACGACCAAACCGAGUGCAACUCGGUGACGACGAGGAGAGCAUUACCGAAUCUUUCGAAUACUUGUGGUCGCGUUGUUUCUGGAUGGGAAUGACAAGUUGUCUCAUUGGAAUGCGUUCUACCCAAACUGAACCUGUGAAAGCUGUUCGUAACUCAAAUGUUCGCCAUAUUUCUCAAAUUCACCACUUCGAUAUCAAAGACUUUGCCCAGAAGUACCGAGGCCGAAUCGGCGGAUACCACGACACAGCCACAACCUGCGUAGCACAAGUUAUGAAUCGUCUUCGAGAAGCCGUCUAUUCGAGACCAAAUGUCAACUGGAUUGUUGAAUACGAGGGACGUAGCGAAGAGUUUGAGCCCGGAUACAUCAAAAUAACAGAAGCAGCUCAAUCUGUCAGUUUCUGGUUACUCCAUGAGAAUUACCUUUUGACAAAGGAUGAGUUGACAAAAAGAUUGGUGGAGAAGGAGAAGAGAAUGAUGGAAGAAACAGCUAGAAUCUCGAAGCUUGCUAGAAAGAGUCAACCCAAAACGAAGAUUAAUUCGAAAGAUGAAACCGCUGAAGCCACAAAACCUCGAAAAGAAGCAGGAAGAGAAAUUACUUCUGGAGGAUCUAAAAAAUCUCGCAAUAUUUCGAUAGAAUCGAUGGAAGCGCUUCCAAAUAAUAAAUUAUUCGACAGAAAACAUCCGAGAGAGUAUACUAAACGGAGUGAGAAGCUACCUGAAAAAGAAAGAUCUGGGCCGAAAAUUCGGAAAACAGAGUCUUCGAUCCUGAUUGAAAAAUCUCGCGAACAAUGUCAGAAAUCUUUCAAAAGGAUCAAAUAA
Messenger RNA from Caenorhabditis briggsae, 1524 nucleotides. The transcript has 8 exons. Lineage: Eukaryota; Metazoa; Nematoda; Chromadorea; Rhabditida; Rhabditidae. Bases 1 to 1524 code for a protein of 507 amino acids. The record is from RefSeq and is a predicted model, not a curated record.